UUGUAUUUUGAUUCAGGAUCUCAAAAAUUGAUGCAAAUUAGGUCACUGUUUCUCUUCAAUUCAUGUAUAUUACUGAAUUUGGUUAGUUUUGGAGAGAUUUUAAAGGAAAAUCUAGUUGUAAUUUGGGAAAGAGAAUUACUGCAUUAUUUGUAUGCUGCUGAUAAGGAUACUGUGAAUUGGUGGGUUUAUGUUGUUGUAGCCCUUUCCUUUUUUUUUUGUAGCUUUAUGUGGUUGAGUGGGAUAUGUAAUGAUUCUAUAUUCUUCUUCAAUGAUGCAUUAUGUAACACUUAGGCAAAUACCGGCUGUGGACACAAUAGAUGUUGGGUUCAUAACCAAGGCGGCGUUUUGGGAACGAUGACUAUGCUCCGCGCAAGGCCUAUGUGUCUUGAGUGUGCCUUGCGCCUUUGACAACAUAGAGUAGUACUAGGAUGUGUGAGUCAAAUUUACUAGUCAACAUAAAGAAAACCUUGUCAUGACUAUGUUCAGUUGCUGUUGUGGGACGGUAGCUUCCCCAACUAGAGUUUCAGCAAACAAUCAGGGAAGCAACAUUGAUGUUAGUACAGAACUUUUGGAUGUUGAGAAUAUGAGAUUUUAUACAUACAAGGAUCUGAAAGUUGCUACUGCAGAUUUUAGACUGGAAAAUAAGAUAGGGCAGGGAGGUUUUGGUUCCGUUUACAAGGGAAUACUAAAAGAUGGAUUAGUAGUUGCUAUAAAGGUUCUCUCUGCUGAUUCAAGGCAAGGCGUGCGGGAGUUCUUGAAUGAAAUAACCGUUAUUUCAGAUAUGCAACAUGAAAACCUAGUCAAGUUGCACGGUUAUUGUGUGGAAAGAGAUCAUAGAAUCUUGGUCUAUGGUUACCUUAAAAACGGUAGUCUAGAUCAAACCCUACUUGGAAACGGUGAUUGUAGCAUUCGUUUCACAUGGAAAAUUAGAAGGAAGAUAUGCAUAGGUGUUGCAAAGGGGCUUGCUUAUCUUCACGAGGAAGUGCAGCCUCAUGUUAUUCAUAGGGAUAUAAAGCCAAGCAAUAUUUUGCUUGAUGUAGAUUUUACACCAAAAAUUUCUGAUUUUGGUCUUGCAAAGCUUUUCCCAGAUCAUUUGACUCAUAUUAGCACGCGCAUUGCAGGAACUCAAGGCUACUUGGCCCCAGAGUAUUUAAUAAGAGGCCACUUGUCAAGGAAAGCAGACAUCUACAGUUUUGGUAUUUUGCUUUUGGAGAUCGUUUCGGGAAGACCCAACCAAGACAGACGGUUACCCGAUGAAGAACAAUAUCUUCUUGAUCUGGCACGACAACUAUAUCGAGAAGGAGAGUUACAACGGUUGGUCGAUACUUCAGUGGAAGAAGACGCUGAUAUCUACGAAGCUUGUCGAUACUUAAAAAUCGGUCUUCUUUGCACCCAAAUUCUGCCAAAAAGCCGACCAUCCAUGUCAAAUGUCGUGAAUAUGUUAAAUGAUAAUGAUGACAUAGAGUUUGAUGAAAAUGAUUUAUCUGGUCCAGCAUUAUCAUCUAAUGUUUCAAGACAAGAUGACGAUUCUUCUUCGUAUGGAAACACGAAGACAUCGUGUGCCACUAUGACUUUCACAACAAUCACUCACCGAUGAUGAUCCUGAAUAGCUUAACUCAUAAGUAUUGUAGCAGUGUCAUUUUUGUAGAUAUGUACAUAUAUAUUGAAAAGGAAAGCAUCAUUCGUAGGUUUGUAUUGCUAAGACAAGUAAUUAGCGUAGGUGGCAGUUACUACUGCAGAUGAAGAUCCCGCCGAUAUGGGGUUACCACACAUGGUGAUAGUGUGAAAAAUGUUGUUAUAGAGUUAUCGUAAGUAUAUUAGCCAUAGAGUAUCUUCUCGUCGUUUUUAUUUAUUAUUGUCAUGGAAGCUUUCUCAUGUCUUUUUCGAAGGUCUCAAGUUACUAAACAAUGGCCUGCUUAUCUCAAGUUUGUUGUUCGCGGAUGAUGCGCUCAUAAUUGGUGAAUGGUCUCGUGAAAAUGUGUUAAACAUGUUGCGGAUACUUAGAUGUUUUCACUUAGUGUCGGGGUUACAAGUUAAUUGCAUGAAAUCCAAUUUGUAUGGGAUUGGUGUGGUGGAGGAGGAGGUGUCAAGCUUUGCAAAUGAUAUUCGGUGUAAUAUGGGGACGUUUCCUUGCAAGUAUCUCGGCCCUGUCGUGGGUACAAAUAUGAAUCGAAUUGCGAGUUGGAGACUGGUAGUGGAGGCAUUCGACAAAAGGCUUGCUUUAUGGAAAUCUUCCUUAAUUUCGGGGGAGGAAGAUUAACUUUAUUAAAAGUGGUCAUGGAAACAAUACUCACGUAUUUUUUCUCUUUAUAUAACGCUCCAAAGGCGGUUAUAGAUUGUCUGGAGGCAAAAUGGCGAAGGUUUUUGUGGGGCGGGGACGAGAACAUAGAUAAAAUGGCGUGUGGGUUAAUUGGAAAAGAAUAAGGAAAAGAAUAACCACUGCGGUGGAAGAAGGCGGAUUGGGUCUUACCCCUCUUCGAGAUGUGAACACGGCGCUUUUAGCGAAAUGGUGGUAGCGGUUUAAGACCGAAACAAAUGCGUUAUGGCGACAAGUUAUCUUAGCCAUUCAUGGCUCUAGUCGCUCAACGUCGGGUCUUCCUCACAUGAAGUCCGUUUCCGGGGUUUGGAAUACGAUUGCAAACCUGGAGGAUAGGUUGGCCAAAUCGGGCUUAUCCAUGAAUAACUUGAUUAAAGGAAAGGUGGGGUCGGGCGAAAAAAUUCGGUUGUGGACCGAUUCGUGGCUUUAUCUGGAGCCUUUGAAAAAUAGAUUCCCUAAUUUGUUUGCUUUGGAAAAAAGUAAGAAUAUGCUCCAGGGGUUUUCUUUUUCUAGUCAGAUAGAUGGAUGGGAAUGGAUCAAAGAGGAAGAUGGUUGUUCAAAGUUGCUUCAAUAAAACAGGUUCUAUUCGAAAUAUCCAACGAUCCGGUCAAUUUUAUUAUGGAUUGGAACAGCUGGGUGCCUAAAAAGGUUAAUCUUUUUAUGUGGAAAGCGGAGAUGAAUCGUAUUCUGACUUUAGUGGCGCUUAGAAACAGGAAUGUAAAUAUGGAGUCGGUGGUGUGCGGUUUAUGUGGCGAGCAAGACAAAUCCAACGAGCACCUUCUUAUUUCGUGUGAGUUUGCCUCGGCUGUGUGGAAUUAUAUUAGUAGCUAGUGUGGUGUAUCUCCAAUCUUCGCUUUCUCGGUUCGGGAUUUAUUAACUUUACACCAUAAUUCGAGACUUGGGAGGCAGAAAAACAAAGUCUUCCAAGGCGUUAUCAUGACGGCUGGUUGGCGAGAAACGAUAAGCUCUACUUGAACAAAUCAGCUACGGUCACUAAAGUUGUGGAAGACAUUACAUCCCUCGAAUAUCUUUGGAUAAAGAAUAGAUCCCCUCUGUAGAGGUCUGGGUUGGAGUAAUUGGUGUAAUUUUAUUUUUUGAGUAUUGUAUGUUUGUGCUAGCUUCUUGCUAGUUUGUCUCGGUGAAAAGUUGCCGUUCAACUUUU
This is a messenger RNA of Helianthus annuus (common sunflower), 3479 nucleotides long. RefSeq names its product cold-responsive protein kinase 1. The record is from RefSeq and is a predicted model, not a curated record. The coding region runs from base 473 to 1597 and encodes 374 amino acids. The transcript has 8 exons. Gene Ontology annotation, molecular function: ATP binding; protein kinase activity. Gene Ontology annotation, biological process: protein phosphorylation. Lineage: Eukaryota; Viridiplantae; Streptophyta; Magnoliopsida; Asterales; Asteraceae.